Messenger RNA from Sciurus carolinensis (gray squirrel), 3458 nucleotides. RefSeq names its product calnexin (gene Canx). Gene Ontology annotation, cellular component: endoplasmic reticulum; endoplasmic reticulum membrane. The record is from RefSeq and is a predicted model, not a curated record. NCBI's taxonomy places the organism in Eukaryota, Metazoa, Chordata, Mammalia, Rodentia, Sciuridae. The transcript has 16 exons. Gene Ontology annotation, molecular function: calcium ion binding. Bases 313 to 2094 code for a protein of 593 amino acids. Gene Ontology annotation, biological process: protein folding.
CUUCGUGCGGUAGGGCUCGGUCGCGCGGCGGCUGUAGCCGAGGCCUUUUGGUUCUGCGGCACGUGACGGUCGGGCCGCCUCCGCCGCUGUCUCUACUGCAGCGAGGGGCCAGGUGUGCGGGUGGGAGAAGGCGCAGGCACCGCCGGUGGUCCCCGGGAGGCUCGAGGUCUUUUUUCCCAGGACCUGAAGUCACAUUUAUGUUGAUGAAAAGAAGAAACUGGACUCUAUUAACUGUUGGGCAUGACAGAAGCUAUUGCUGGUUGAGGGAAGUUAAACUAAGCUGAAUAUUAAAAGCUUGAGAGGACAAAGAUUAUGGAAGGAAAGUGGUUACUAUGUGUUUUUCUGGUCCUUGGAGCUACUGUCAUUCAGGCUCAUGAUGGGCAUGAAGAUGAUAUGAUUGAUAUUGAGGAUGACCUUGAUGAUGUCAUUGAAGAGGUAGAAGACUCAUCAAAAUCAGAUACCAGUACCCCUCCGUCUCCAAAGGUUACUUACAAAGCUCCGGUUCCAACAGGAGAAGUUUAUUUUGCUGAUUCCUUUGACAGAGGAUCUCUGUCAGGGUGGAUUUUAUCCAAAGCCAAGAAAGAUGACACUGAUGAUGAAAUUGCCAAAUAUGAUGGAAAGUGGGAAGUAGAUGAAAUGAAGGAAACAAAGCUUCCGGGUGAUAAAGGACUUGUACUGAUGUCUCGAGCAAAGCAUCAUGCCAUCUCUGCUAAACUGAAUAAGCCCUUCCUAUUUGAUACCAAGCCUCUCAUUGUUCAGUACGAGGUUAAUUUCCAAAAUGGAAUAGAAUGUGGAGGUGCUUAUGUGAAACUGCUUUCCAAAACACCAGAACUCAACUUGGAUCAAUUCCACGACAAGACCCCCUAUACAAUUAUGUUUGGUCCAGAUAAAUGUGGAGAGGAUUAUAAAUUACACUUCAUCUUCCGCCACAAAAACCCUAAGACGGGUGUGUAUGAAGAAAAGCACGCUAAGAGACCAGAUGCAGAUCUGAAGACCUACUUUACUGAUAAGAAAACACAUCUUUACACAUUAAUCUUGAAUCCAGAUAAUAGUUUUGAAAUACUAGUUGACCAGUCUGUUGUGAAUAGUGGAAAUCUGCUGAAUGAUAUGACUCCAGCUGUAAAUCCUUCACGAGAAAUUGAGGACCCAGAAGACCGGAAACCUGAGGACUGGGAUGAAAGACCCAAAAUCCCAGAUCCUGAUGCCGUGAAGCCAGAUGACUGGGAUGAAGAUGCUCCUGCUAAAAUUCCAGAUGAAGAGGCCACUAAACCAGAAGGGUGGUUAGAUGAUGAGCCUGAAUAUAUACCUGAUCCAGAUGCAGAGAAGCCAGAGGAUUGGGAUGAGGACAUGGACGGAGAAUGGGAGGCUCCUCAGAUUGCCAACCCUAAAUGUGAGUCAGCCUCUGGGUGUGGUGUCUGGCAGCGACCAAUGAUUGACAACCCCAAUUAUAAGGGCAAGUGGAAGCCUCCCAUGAUUGACAAUCCUAACUACCAGGGAAUCUGGAAACCCCGGAAAAUACCAAAUCCAGAUUUCUUUGAAGAUCUGGAGCCUUUCAGAAUGACUCCUUUUAGUGCUAUUGGUUUGGAGCUGUGGUCCAUGACUUCUGACAUUUUUUUUGACAACUUUAUCAUUAGUGGUGAUCGAAGAGUAGUUGAUGAUUGGGCCAACGAUGGAUGGGGCCUGAAGAAAGCAGCCGAUGGGGCUGCCGAGCCAGGCGUAGUGGGGCAGAUGCUCGAGGCAGCUGAGGAGCGCCCAUGGCUCUGGGUGGUCUACAUUUUGACUGUUGCUCUUCCUGUGUUCCUUGUUAUUCUCUUCUGCUGUUCUGGAAAGAAACAGUCUAGUGCUAUGGAGUACAAGAAGACUGAUGCUCCUCAACCAGAUGUGAAGGAAGAAGAAGAGAAGGAAGAGGAGAAGGACAAGGGAGAUGAAGAGGAGGAAGGUGAAGAGAAACUUGAAGAGAAACAAAAAAGUGAUGCUGAAGAAGAUGGGGGCACUGUCAGUCAAGAGGAGGAAGACAGAAAACCUAAAGCAGAGGUAAAAGAGGAUGAAAUUUUGAACAGAUCACCGAGAAACAGAAAGCCACGAAGAGAGUGAAACAAUCUUAAGAACUUGAUAUGUGAUGUUUCUUUCCCUCCCCUUCCCUUGCAAGUGUGUGGUCCUAGGAGAGGACCUGGUAUACCUUAGGUUGAAACUCAGAAAACCUCAAGACAUCACCAUCCACAGGUUCCAGCUGAACACUAGUCCAUGUAAUUUUAAACAUCUAGCAGUAAAUAAUUGCAGUUGUGACAUAAAGGACCCUGUUUCUGUAGAAAAGACAACAUUUAACAUAAUGGUUGUGAAAUGUAACAUGAAACAACUAACUUGUAUUUUUGUUUUGUUUUAAAACAAGCUUUUUUUUUUUUAAUAGAAUGAUAGAAUUUUGUCAGUCUAAAAUAUUGGCUUAAUUUAAUAUAUUAAUUUGUCCAUGCAGAAAUAACACCAACAUUUAGAAAUGCUGUGGGGAUGAAUUGCAUUUUUUUGUAACAAAAAUUUUUUUAAAGUUUGGUAUUAGAAAACAUUCAAGUGUCUCUGUCCCUUAAAAUUGAUAAUCAUGUUUAAAGUGCAGUCAUUUGUGGUUAUAAUUUUGUUUUGCUUGCUUCCAUUACUCAAUUCCUCCUAAGGAAAUUGAAGAGAGGGAUUGGAUGGAAGCCCAAAUUUAUAUAAAGAUUCCGUUUAAGUUGUAUUAAAAAUAGUCAUACAAAAAGAAAAAAAAAGCCUUUCACUUGAUGUUGGUUAGACCAUAAAGUGCAUGUGUUCUGUUGCUCUUGGAACUGCUCAGUUCCCAGACAGCUUUGCAGUUAGUGGAAGAGGUGGCUUAAUGCAAACUUGGGCAUUCGUACUGCACACACAGGGAGUCUCUGGGCUCUGACCUUCUGGAGCAGGUGGCUUUUUAAGGAACUCUGGCAGGGCAUGUGAGCUCCAGAAUAGAUGUUUCCAUCAUUGUUCCACUGUGUUGACACUGUUUUCCUUACCUAAUUCCCCUAAUUCCCAGCUUUCUCCUCUGCUAUGCAUUUUCUUCACAGAGCAGCUUGACGUCUGUUGCUGAAAAUUAUUAUAAAGCUCUGCAUAGUGUUAAGCUUUGUUGUGAUUAGGUGUAUGUUUCUUGUUUUUUGUUUUUUGUUUUUUUUUUAAAGCAGACCCACACCUUUCCAGGGUCAAAAUGCAGGAUAGAAUACAGACUUUAAUUUUUAUCCAUGUCUUUUACUUUGUGUAAAGAUUUUAGAAGUCAAAUCCAAAGGCGGGCCAAUUCAGAAUUGACUGUAAUUGAACACAGGCUAAAAGUAUUUAUGGGAGGAGUGACAUAUAGCAUGAGCUACCUGAUUUUUGUAAAAUAUUUUAAGUCUUCAUUUUCAAUUUAUGUAACUGUUGUCUUACAUUUACACAAUAAAGCAGCCCUGUUCAAUUUUUUUUUUCUUUAA